ACAAUUAUAAAAAAAAGAAACCCUCUCAUUCAUUAACAUUUAUUUUCUCCUCCAUUUUCUCUCCUUUUCCCGGAAAAUCUUCUUUUUGAAGCUCACCCUUAUAAUUACUUUCCCACUCAUUAUCCUUUCUAUAUUAUAAUUUGAACAGAAAGAACCCCAUAAAAAGCCAUUAGAAAAAAAACCUACUACUUUGAUGCUAUCAUGGAAGGAGGAGGCAGUGAUGAUCAUCAUCAUCAACUCCACCAUCACCAUCUUCAUAACUUUCCAUUGCAGCUACUUGAAAAGAAAGAAGAACCUUGUUCAUCUGCUUCACCUCAUCCUAACCGUGGUCCCAUUUCUACUCUUCAAAUCUCUCCUGACACUUCCAAAAAAUCUCCUUCUAAAAGAGCCUCUACUAAAGAUAGACACACCAAGGUUGAUGGACGUGGCCGCAGAAUUCGCAUGCCUGCUCUGUGUGCAGCUAGGGUUUUUCAGCUUACACGUGAGCUGGGUCACAAAACGGACGGUGAAACCAUCCAGUGGUUGCUUCAACAAGCUGAGCCUGCUGUGAUUGCCGCCACCGGCACUGGCACUAUCCCUGCUAACUUCACGUCGCUUAAUAUAUCACUACGUAGCUCCGGCUCCAGCAUCUCAGUUCCAUCUCAGUUAAGAUCUUUAAGCUACAACUCGAACUUCUCUAUGCAACAACGUCGGAAUUUGUUUCCUGGCAUUCCUCUCGAUUACACCACACCAACAUUUCUCAAUUUUCAGUCUAAUCAUGAUAAAAACAAUUCCUUGGAGUUAUUAGAGGCGGAGGACGGUUUAGGGAGAAAGAGAAGGCUGGAAUUGCAAGAGUUAUCGCCACAGAAUCAAAUGGGAAAUUACUUGUUUCAGUCAAGUGCUGGUGCGAUUCCGGCAAGUCAUGGUCAAAUUCCGGCUAAUUUUUGGAUGGUUACAAAUUCGAAUAAUCCAGUUAUGAGCGGUGACUCAGUAUGGACAUUUCCAUCCGUCAAUAGUAGUGGUUUGUAUAGAGGCACCAUGUCAAGUGGGUUACAUUUUAUGAAUUUUUCAACCCCUUUGGCCUUAUUGCCCAGUGAACAAUUAGGGUCAAGUAUUAGCAGCGGUGGCGGAGGUGGUGGUCAGUUGAACAUGUUAACCGGAUUACAUCCGUAUAGACCGAUUUCCAGCACCGGAAUAUCAGAGUCGCAAGCAAGUGGAUCACAUUCCCAUCACGGUGGUGGAGAUGAUACAAAAUGUCAUCACUCAUAACAACAAAGAGCAACCCUUUAAUCUCUUUGUGUGUAGUUUGAUCUAUGGGAAACACACGUGAAGUUUGAUUGGGUACGGCUUCUUAUUAGGGUUUGAAGGAAAAGAAAGAAAAGCACUACUUCUUCUUCUUCUUUCGAAUUCUUUCUUCUACUUCUACUUCAACAACUACUUAUUUUCAACAUAUGGGUAUUUCCCAGGAUUUUUCUUUA
This is a messenger RNA of Mangifera indica (mango), 1457 nucleotides long. Its product is annotated as transcription factor TCP14-like. The transcript has a single exon. Gene Ontology annotation, cellular component: nucleus. The record is from RefSeq and is a predicted model, not a curated record. Lineage: Eukaryota; Viridiplantae; Streptophyta; Magnoliopsida; Sapindales; Anacardiaceae. Gene Ontology annotation, molecular function: DNA-binding transcription factor activity; sequence-specific DNA binding. The coding region runs from base 202 to 1248 and encodes 348 amino acids.